AUGAAUCUGCCAAAGGGGCCGGAUUCUCUGUGUUUCGACAAGGACGUGUUUAUGAAGGUAAGAAUUUGACUUUUGAAACUAGCUAGCUGGCUAGCAAUGCCAUAGGUUAGAUAGCAGUGAUCAGCCAAACUGGCUUCAUCACUUGUUAUGACACGAAUUAUAUAAGUUUGUCUGCUAGUAUGUAUCUAUCUUCUUCAUCAAACUGUUCAUACCCGAUUAGAAAUGGCAAGCAGUUAGCAAGUUAGUUUCUGCUGGACAUAAUUUGCAUCAUUUUAGCUAGCUAGCUAACUAACUACAUGAUCAAUCAUGGCAUGUUUUCUUCUUCUGUUGCAUUCAGGAUGAUUUCGACGUGGAUCAGUUUGUUGCAGAUUGCAGAAAGCAUGUCCAACUGGAGGAGAUGCGCGAGGAUCUUGAGAUGUAUUACAAACAGCUCAAAACAGCCAUGGUUGAGCUCAUCAACAAAGACUAUGCCGACUUUGUCAACCUCUCCACCAAUCUGGUGAGUUCCUAUGGCUGACACGUUCAUAAGCUGCAUUAAUGAAUGUUUGCAACCAUGCAUUCUCAGCCAAAUAACAAGAUAGCAAUCAUAUUUUACGAUGAUAUAAAAAAAUUAAAAAAAACUAGGAGCAACUGAGAGCAACAGCAGGAAUCUGCUCAAUAUCGAUGUAGCAAUCUAAAUAGAUGUGAUGAUGAUGUCAGUUUGUUCUUCCAAACAGUUGCUCCAGCUAGGAUCAGGACUUUUACAUGUCAAAUAGACCUAAUAGCUACAGUAGUUAGAUAAUAAUGGAUAUAAUCUAUUUAGGUUGGAAUGGACAAAGUCCUGAACCAGCUAUCAGUACCACUGGGUCAGUUGCGUGAAGAGGUGCUGGUAGGUGUUCUGUUUCACUCAAUUUUUUUCAUAUUAUGAUAAAUUGGAUUCACCUUCAUUUCUGUUGAGUUGGUCACACAUGUUGUCCUAUUUCUGUUGACAUGGUCACACAUGUUGUCCUAUUUCUGUUGACAUGGUCACACAUGUUGUCCUAUUUCUGUUGACCUGGUCACACAUGUUGUCCUAUUUCUGUUGACAUGGUCACACAUGUUGUCCUAUUUCUGUUGACUUGGUCACACAUGUUGUCCUAUUUCUGUUGACUUGGUCACACAUGUUGUCCUAUGUCUGUUGACAUGGUCACACGUUGUCCUAUUUCUGUUGACAUGGUCACACACGUUGUCCUAUUUCUGUUGACAUGGUCACAACUGUCCUAUUUCUGUUGACUUGGUCACACAUGUUGUCCUAUUUCUGUUGACAUGGUCACACACGUUGUCCUAUUUCUGUUGACUUGGUCACACAUGUUGUCCUAUGUCUGUUGACAUGGUCACACGUUGUCCUAUUUCUGUUGACAUGGUCACACACGUUGUCCUAUUUCUGUUGACAUGGUCACAACUGUCCUAUUUCUGUUGACUUGGUCACACAUGUUGUCCUAUUUCUGUUGACAUGGUCACACACGUUGUCCUAUUUCUGUUGACUUGGUCACACAUGUUGUCCUAUUUCUGUUGACUUGGUCACACAUGUUGUCCUAUUUCUGUUGACAUGGUCACACAUGUUGUCCUAUUUCUGUUGACUUGGUCACACGUUGUCCUAUUUCUGUUGACUUGGUCACACACGUUGUCCUAUUUCUGUUGACAUGGUCACACACGUUGUCCUAUUUCUGUUGACUUGGUCACACACGUUGUCCUAUUUCUGUUGACAUGGUCACACAUGUUGUCCUAUUUCUGUUGACUUGAUCACACAUGUUGUCCUAUUUCUGUAGACUUGAUCACACAUGUUGUCCUAUUUCUGUUGACUUGGUCACACAUGUUGUCCUAUUUCUGUUGACUUGGUCACACAUGUUGUCCUAUUUCUGUUGACUUGGUCACACAUGUUGUCCUAUUUCUGUUGACUUGGUCACACAUGUUGUCCUAUUUCUGUAGACUUGGUCACACAUGUUGUCCUAUUUCUGUUGACUUGGUCACACAUGUUGUCCGAUUUCUGUUGACUUGGUCACACAUGUUGUCCUAUUUCUGUUGACUUGGUCACACGUUGUCCUAUUUCUGUUGACAUGGUCACACACGUUGUCUUAUUUCUGUUGACAUGGUCACACACGUUGUCCUAUUUCUGUUGACUUGGUCACACAUGUUGUCCUAUUUCUGUUGACUUGGUCACACAUGUUGUCCUAUUUCUGUUGACUUGGUCACACAUGUUGUCCUAUUUCUGUUGACUUGGUCACACGUUGUCCUAUUUCUGUUGACAUGGUCACACACGUUGUCCUAUUUCUGUUGACUUGGUCACACACGUUGUCCUAUUUCUGUUGACAUGGUCACACAUGUUGUCCGAUUUCUGUUGACUUGGUCACACAUGUUGUCCUAUUUCUGUUGACUUGGUCACACGUUGUCCUAUUUCUGUUGACAUGGUCACACACGUUGUCUUAUUUCUGUUGACAUGGUCACACACGUUGUCCUAUUUCUGUUGACUUGGUCACACAUGUUGUCCUAUUUCUGUGACUUGGUCACACAUGUUGUCCUAUUUCUGUUGACUUGGUCACACAUGUUGUCCUAUUUCUGUUGACUUGGUCACACGUUGUCCUAUUUCUGUUGACAUGGUCACACACGUUGUCCUAUUUCUGUUGACUUGGUCACACACGUUGUCCUAUUUCUGUUGACAUGGUCACACACGUUGUCCUAUUUCUGUUGACUUGAUCACACAUGUUGUCCUAUUUCUGUUGACUUGGUCACACAUGUUGUCCUAUUUCUGUUGACUUGGUCACACAUGUUGUCCUAUUUCUGUUGACUUGGUCACACAUGUUGUCCUAUUUCUGUUGACUUGGUCACACAUGUUGUCCUAUUUCUGUUGACUUGGUCACACAUGUUGUCCUAUUUCUGUUGACUUGGUCACACGUUGUCCUAUUUCUGUUGACUUGGUCACACACGUUGUCCUAUUUCUGUUGACAUGGUCACACACGUUGUCCUAUUUCUGUUGACUUGGUCACACAUGUUGUCCUAUUUCUGUUGACAUGGUCACACAUGUUGUCCUAUUUCUGUUGACUUGGUCACACAUGUUGUCCUAUUUCUGUUGACUUGGUCACACAUGUUGUCCUAUUUCUGUUGACUUGGUCACACAUGUUGUCCUAUUUCUGUUGACUUGGUCACACAUGUUGUCCUAUUUCUGUUGACUUGGUCACACAUGUUGUCCUAUUUCUGUUGACUUGGUCACACGUUGUCCUAUUUCUGUUGACAUGGUCACACACGUUGUCCUAUUUCUGUUGAAAUGGUCACACACGUUGUCCUAUUUCUGUUGACUUGGUCACACACGUUGUCCUAUUUCUGUUGACUUGGUCACACACGUUGUCCUAUUUCUGUUGACUUGGUCACACAUGUUGUCCUAUUUCUGUUGACUUGGUCACACAUGUUGUCCUAUUUCUGUUGACAUGGUCACACACAUUGUCCUAUUUCUAUUGACAUGGUCACACACGUUGUGCUAUUUCUGUUGACUUGGUCACACACGUUGUGCUAUUUCUGUUGACUUGGUCACACAUGUUGUCCUAUUUCUGUUGACUUGGUCACACAUGUUGUCCUAUUUCUGUUGACUUGGUCACACAUGUUGUCCUAUUUCUGUUGACUUGGUCACACAUGUUGUCCGAUUUCUGUUGACUUGGUCACACGUUGUCCUAUUUCUGUUGACUUGGUCACACAUGUUGUCCUAUUUCUGUUGACUUGGUCACACAUGUUGUCCUAUUUCUGUUGACUUGGUCACACAUGUUGUCCUAUUUCUGUUGACUUGGUCACACAUGUUGUCCUAUUUCUGUGUGUUGUGUUGGUCUCCCUUUACUUCUCAGAGCUUGAGAACAUCUGUAAGUGAGGUGGUCCAAGCCGUUGACAACCAGCUAUCCAAGCAAGAUGACUUGCAAAACAAAAAGGUUUGUUAACCUUAUAUGUCUACCAUUUCAAACAUUCAUUUUUUCUGUAACAUUCAUUUGUAUGUGUUUAGCUGGAUGCUAGAGAUGCUUACACUUUUGCAAUUAUUUAGACAAAGAUUAUGAUUCAAAGAAAAGUUAGACGAGUUUCUUUAAACUGUCAUAUUUCUCUUUUUUUGUUUUGUUUCUGUAAACAAGAUGAAUGUCAUGAGACUCAUACAAGUUGUUCGAUCAGUAGAGAAGAUUGAAAAAAUCCUACAUUCUCAAAAUUCAAAAGACUCGACAUCUCUUGAGAUAAGCAGGUACGUUUAAAAAAUGAUUGCAUCAGCUUUUUGCUGAUUUGACAUAUAGUCUAUUUACCAUACUGAUGCAUCUCAGUUAAUGAUUAAGUUUCUUUUGCUUUGUAGUCCUCUCUUAGCUGGCCAGAUUCUGGAGCGGAUUGCCACAGAGUUCAACCAGCUGCAGUUCUAUGCUGUCCAAAGCAAGGGCAUGCCCCUGCUGGACAAAGUCAGGCCUGUAUGUCCAGUCACAUCAUUCAACACUGACGGCCCCAUUGGAUUUGUGGAGUUGAUUUUCAGUACACAAACUAGACUAAGGUUAAUGGUUGAAAAUGGCCAUGCCUGCCCAAGCCUGCCCAUUGUAAACGUCCCUUUACUGACACUGUGUCUGUCCAUGCCUGUCCAUUGUAAACGUCCCUUUACUGACACUGUGUCUGUCCAUGCCUGUCCAUUGUAAACGUCCCUUUACUGACACUGUGUCUGUCCAUGCCUGUCCAUUGUAAACAUCCUUUACUGACACUGUGUCUGUCCAUGCCUGUCCAUUGUAAACAUCCCUUUACUGACACUGUGUCUGUCCAUGGCUGUGUAUGCCUAUCCAUGCCUGUCCAUUGUAAACGUCCCUUUAUUGACACUGUGUCUGUCCAUAUGCCUGUCCUUUGUAAACAUCACUUUACUAACACUGUGUCUCUCCAUGCCUGUCCAUUGUAAACAUCCAUUUACUGACACUGUCUGCCCAUGCCUGUCCAUUGUAAACAUCACUUUACUGACACUGUGUCUGUGUACGACUUGUGUUGUAGCGUAUUUCUGGCAUCACGUCCAUGCUACAGCAGUCUUUGGAGGGGCUCCUUAUACAGGGCCUCCAGACCUCCAACGUGGACAUUGUGCGUCACUGUCUACGCACCUACGCCACCAUCGACAAAACCAGGGACGCAGAGUCUCUGGUGGGACAAGUCCUGGUCAAGCCCUACAUGGACGAGGUGAGGUUGUGUUUCAUCGAAACUGUCAGGAUUAGAGGGAUAUAUAUAUAUAUAUAUAUAGAGAGAGAUAUACAGAAUUUAGGGCUGGUGUCCCGUACCCAGAUUGAUCCUGGACAAAAAAAAAUGGCUCUUAGUGCCCAGCUCACCAAUAUCUUUGCGAACUGAUGCAGAAUUGGACAGUUCAAGAACUUUAUGUACUGUGUUCUGCUUCAGAGAUGAAAUCCAUGUUUCCCUCUCUAUAGAAACAGUACUUCAGUUACUAUUUUGUUAUCGACAGGUCAUCGUUGAACAGUUGGUCAAGUCCACCCCCAAUGGCCUUCAGAUAAUGUACACCAAGCUCCUAGAAUUUGUGCCACAUCACUGUAGACUGCUGCGCGAGGUGACUGGAAUGGCCAUUUCAAGGUACGCGCCAUAGCUGAUCACGAAGUCAAUGUUCUAGAGGCUCCUCUCCCUUCAGAUAUAAGAAAGUACAUGGUAGAAUGGUAGUUACACAUUCAUAACCUGGAAAGUACAUGGUAGAAUGGUAGUUACACAUUCAUAACCUGGAAAGUACAUGGUAGAAUGGUAGUUACACAUUAAUAACAUGGAAAGUACAUGGUAGAAUGGUAGUUACACAUUAAUAACCUAGAAAGUACAUGGUAGAAUAUUAGUUACACAUUCAUAACCUAGAAAGUACAUGGUAGAAUGGUAGUUACACAUUCAUAACCUGGAAAGUACAUGGUAGAAUAUUAGUUACACAUUCAUAACCUAGAAAGUACAUGGUAGAAUGGUAGUUACACAUUAAUAACAUGGAAAGUACAUGGUAGAAUGGUAGUUACACAUUCAUAACCUAGAAAGUACAUGGUAGAAUGGUAGUUACACAUUCAUAACCUAGAAAGUACAUGGUAGAAUGGUAGUUACACAUUCAUAACCUACAAAGUACAUGGUAGAAUAUUAGUUACACAUUCAUAACCUACAAAGUACAUGGUAGAAUAUUAGUUACACAUUCAUAACCUAGAAAGUACAUGGUAGAAUGGUAGUUACACAUUCAUAACCUAGAAAGUACAUGGUAGAAUGGUAGUUACACAUUCAUAACCUACAAAGUACAUGGUAGAAUGGUAGUUACACGUUCAUAACCUAGAAAGUACAUGGUAGAAUAUUAGUUACACAUUCAUAACCUAGAAAGUACAAGUUUGUUCUUUCUCAUGUCUUUGCUCUCUGCUGUCUGUCCAGUGAGAAGGCAGACAUAGUGCCGGGAUACGACUUCUUGGUGAACUCAGUGUGGCCGGAAAUCAUCAAAGGUAUCGAGGAAAGAAUCCCAUCUCUCUUCAACGCGGGCAACCCUGACACCUUUUAUGAUGUACGUACUCUAACUACCCAAUCAUGUUCCUCUGGUAUCAAAACUGUCAAAUCAAACACAUUUUUCCAACAGAGCUUGGAAAUACAAUAGUAGGGGAAACGCUGACCCUGAGAAGUCCUACUCUCUAUAAGUAGGAGAGGGAGACCACAUUCUCAUUCGGUUCAAGUCUGUAUCUAUUUUGCAGAGGUACACCAUUAGCGUGGACUUUGUGAGGAAGUUUGAGAGGCAGUGUGGCUCCCAAGCCAGUGUGAGGAGACUGAGAGCUCAUUCCUCCUAUCAGAGCUUCCACAACAAGUGGAACCUACCUGUCUACUUCCAGCUCAGGUGAAUAGCUGUGUGCUCUAUGACCUUUGACCUCCGUGCUUCCUGUACUGACUCAGUUAUGUAUUACAGUAGUGUCCACACAACAACUCCACAGUGCUGUCAGAACUGAUAUGCUGUGGUAACCUCCCUGGCAGGGGGUGUUUCCCUUUUAUUUCAUUCAUUUUAUUUUUUAAACUUGCAUGAAUUUAUGUAUUCUGAAAUCUAUUAACAAGAAUAUCUACAACAAAAAAAGCUUUGGAUUUUGCUCCCUUUAUAGUUGUCACCUACCCUACUGAUGUCCAGUCAUCAAUUUUACUUCCUGGAUAUUGUGCUGUCAACAUGAUAUCUUGUUACAGAUAAGAAGAGGAUAUUUAUGGGCAAUGUGUCAUAAUAUGUUGUCAGAUUUGAGAGGUACUUUAGCGCUGUGUCCAACACAAGUCUGGCUUUUUGCGUAAGGCCUGAUGAAUGUUCUCUCUAAGGGAAUAUUGAUCCUCUUUAGAGUCAACGUGAAGGUUGUUGGACUCUCUGUGCCUUGCACUGUUUGUCAUCCAGCCCGGCACAUUUUACAAUGGAAUCUCCAUCAUGCUGCACAUAUUCCACAUUGUGUCAAAAAAACAACAACAUGUUUUUGAUCAAUUCCAACUGUUUUGCUCAUAGAACAGCAAGCUAGCUUAUACAUGUUCAACAGCCACGCAUUGACCUGUUGUUCCCCAUCUCUGUCACAGGUACAAGGAAAUUGCUGCAUGUUUAGAGAAUGCCAUUGCUGAUGGGUUAGAGGCAGCACCAGGUUAGUACCUAUAUCCAACUGUAAUAUAUGAAUGGAUAUAUUUUAUUAAUCAUUACCAUAAAAUACAAUAUUACCUGAUGGCUUCAAACAUUUCCUUCCUCCAUACACACUCUCCCCCUCCCUACACACUCUCCCCCCUCCCUACCAUCUCCCCCCCUACACCUCUCUCCCCCUCCCUACACCUCCCCCCUCCCUACACACUCCCCCUCCCUACACACUCUGUUCCCCUCCCUACACACUCUCUUCCUCCCUACACACUCUCCCCCAUCCCUACACACUCUCCCCCUCCCUACACACCCCCCCCCCCCCUACACACUCUCCCCCUCCCUACACACUCUCCCCCUCCCUACACACUCCCCCUCCCUACACACUCUGUUCCUCCCUACACACUCUGUUCCUCCCUACACACUCUGUUCCCUCGGGUCCUCCCUACACACUCUCCCCUACACACUCUCCCCCCUCCCUAACACUCUCCCCCUCCCUACACACUCUCCCCUCCCUACACACUCUGUUCCCUCCCUACACAACUCUCCCCCCUCCAUACACACACUCUCCCCCUCCCUACACACUCUCCCCCUCCCUACACACUCUCCCCCUCCCUACACACUCUGUUCCUCCCUACACACUCUCCCCCUCCCUACACACUCUCCCCCUCCCUACACACUCUCCCCCUCCCUACACACUCUGUUCCUCCCUACACACUCUGUUCCUCCCUACACACUCUCCCCCUCCCUACACACUCUCCCCCUCCCUACACACUCUCCCCCUCCCUACACACUCUGUUCCUCAGCGGGCAGCUCCUAUCACCUGCUGGUAUCCCAGAUGCUGUGGAACAGCUUGGUCAGGUGCUGGGCGGAGAAGGUCUACCUGCCUCCACUGGCUCACCGCUUCUGGAAGCUCACCCUGCAGCUCAUCUCACGCUACUCCAAGUUCCUCACUGAGGUACACCCUCCAACAUGGCAACCCAACCUUUCCACUACAAUAUUAAUGCUAGUGUGCGUAGUGUCUAUAGAUUCAGUGAUGCCUCUAUUAAUCUAGUGUUCAACGUAGCCUGCAGUGUCAGUAUUCCAGUAUUUUAAAGCAGCAGGAAUGAAAAUGUGAAUACUAUAAAAGGAAACGCUGGUCCUAUUAAGUUGUCAUGAUUGGUGUUUCUGUACCCUGUACCCUGUCUCCUAGAUUCUGACAAAAUCUCCCUCCACGGAGGUCAGUAAAGACCCCGUGAGGCUCCUCCCCAGCUCCGCCUCCUCCACGUCCAGUCGCACCUCUCAGGAUGAUGGGGGCAGCGAGAACGGCAGCCCAGCAACCCUCUCCACCAAACAGCUGGUCUUUAUAGCCUCUGAUGUGGACCAACUACAAGACCAGGUAGUCAUAUGGACCAACUACAAGACCAGGUAGUCAUAUGGACCAACUACAAGACCAGGUAGUGAUAUGGGGUAACUACAAGACUAGGUAGUCAUAUUGACCAAUCACAAGACUAGGUAGUGAUAUGGACCAAUCACAACAAGCCAAUGCAGGUUUGUACUGUAUUUACCUUCCAAGAAGCCAAACAGAAAUGACACAUUUCUUUAAUAAUGUGGUUUUUAAUUUUAACCAUAGCUUUUCGGGUUAGGCAACAUUAGACAUGCUAUUGCAUGAACCUUAUUAUUUGUUCAUAGUUUUCGCUACUAUUAAAAGUUUGCCUUUCUCACAGAUUCCGGAACUUUCUGAGAUGAUUAAGCAGAGACUGGAGGUCAUUGGGUAUAACAACUUUGUAAUUGUUGCAGGUAUGUCAGCAUCGUGCUUGAAAGAUUAAAUGCACACAUUGAUACGUUGUUCCAGACAGUGUUCAAUCAUGAUACUUAUUCUAUCAGCUCUUACUGCAAGUUAGUUGAUAUCAAAUCAAAUGUUAUUUGUCACAUGCGCCGAAUACAACCGGUGUAGACCUUACCGUGAAAUGCUUACUUACAAGCCCUUAACCAAUAAUGCAGUUAAAGAAAUAGAGUUAAAUAUUUACUAAAUAAAAUAAAGUACAAAAAUACAUAUAAAGUAACACAAAAUAACAAUAACGAGGCUGUAUACAGGGGGUACCGGUUCCGAGUCAAUGUGCGGGGGUACAGGUUAGUCGAGGUAAUUUGUACAUGUAGGUAGGGGUAAAGUGACUAUGCAUAGAUGUGGGGGGGGGGGGGUGUCAAUGUAAAUAGUCUGGGUGGCCAUUUUAUUAAUUGUUCAGCAGUCUAAUGGCUUGGGGUAGAAGCUGUUAAGGAUCCUUUUGGACCUUCCUUUUCCUGUAGUCCACGAUCCUCUCCUUUGUCUUGCUCACGUUGAGGGAGAGGUUGUUAUCCUGGCACCACACAGCCAGGUCUCUGACCUCCUCCCUAUAGGCUGUCUCAACGUUUUCGGUGAUCAGGCCUACCAUUGUUGUGUCGCCUGCAAACUUAAUGAUGGUGUUGAAGUCGUGCUUGGCCACGCAGUGUUGGGUGAACAGGGAGUACAGGAGGGGACUAAGCACGCACUCCUGAGGCGCCCCAGUGUUGAGGAUCAGCAUGGCAGAUGUGUUGUUACCUACCCUUACCACCUGGGGGUGGCCCGUCAGGAAGUCCAGGAUCCAGUUGCAGAGGGAGGUGUUUAGUCCCAGGGUUCUUAGCUUAGUGAUGAGCUUUGUGUGCACUAUGGUGUUGAACUCUGAUAUAUUGCCUUUUGUUUGCCUUUUUGACAAGUGUCCCUCCCUGCCUUGUGUUCUCUCUCCAGAGGCCCUAGAAGACUCCAAAGCCUCCCUGUCUGGCUGCAUUCCCACCCUGAACAGCAAGAUGACUCAGCAUUUAACCGAGAGGUGCUUCCGCUUCCUGAAGAGUGCCUCUGAAGUCCCCCGACUGUACCGCAGGACCAACAAGGUGAGACGGCCCGCCCCUCAGGCCCCAUCCUCUCAGAACAAUGGAAAAGUGCUCCCAUUAGGCUUCAACGUUGCUGAGAUGAUUAGAGAACAUCUGCUGUACAGUACCAAAUUGUUGACGAGUGCACUACACUUCCACACUCACAGGCUUGAAACGUGCCUGUUCUUCAUCCCCUGUAUAGGAAGUGCCCUCCAGAGCCUCUGCCUACAUGGACAACGCCCUGCGGCCGCUGCACCAGCUCCUGAGCGACUCCAAAGACAUGGUGAAGCCCUCCAUCGCCCAGGACUGGCUACAGGUCACACUCAAUGACUGCACUCACAGGUAGGGGCACUCUACUGUCUGUUAGACUUCCUGUGUAGGCAACUAAAGCAGUGUUACUCUACAUUCCUCCAGUACCUCCAACAGCACCUCCAACAGCACACGCUUAUGUUGUAGCCCCUGACAAAAACACCUGAUUUAACUUGUUGACAAGUAGAAUCCGGUGUGCUUGUACCAGCCACAACAAAAAUAUGUACUGUUGGGGGUGCUGUUGAGGGUACUGGAGGACUGGAUUGGGGAAACACUUAACUACAGUAUACUGGAGACUGCUGAAUGGGUUAGGAGAUCUUGUAAGGCUAAUUCUGGUCCACAUAGAAAUAUUCUACAUUGAAUGCAUGCCUUAGUUUUUAGUCCUUGUAUCGUGUUAAAAUAAUAUUUAAUAAAAUCUUAGGCGUAGUCUUCUGCUUGCUCUCUCUAGGGUCACAAUGUUUUGUCUUAAGAAUGGCACCACACAAGGACACCAACUAACAAUUGAAUUGAAUUCAAGGGCAGUCAACCUCACUAACUUAAGCAGCAUUUUGUUCUGCUCCACCAAGCACAGAAGUCUUGUCAUUUUCCAUCUUGACUUUGGGCAGAUAUUUUGA
Messenger RNA from Coregonus sp. 'balchen', 11382 nucleotides. NCBI's taxonomy places the organism in Eukaryota, Metazoa, Chordata, Actinopteri, Salmoniformes, Salmonidae. The record is from the annotation of a GenBank genome assembly.